AUGCCCUCCACUACUCUCCUGCAGCCAAAUCUGGAACUCCUAAACAGACAGACGGACACAGACAUGCUGACACAGACAGACACGUAUACACACAGUGAAAAGCAAAUCAAAAUGUUCUAUCUUACGUAACAUUACAGUAUGUAGUCUGACAUGCUUUCAGAUAAUUUCCUUGUUUUUGAAUAGCCACAUACAUUAGUGUUCCCCUCUAGAGUAACUUUAGUGCAUCAUAGCUUGCUAGCUAUCUGGUAGAAAAUAAAUAACCUUGCUAGCUAGUAAUCCAGCUAAUUGUUUCAAUGCACCUACCAAAUGUGAAAUUACAAGACAAAAAAGCCACUUACUGUACCUAAAGGUGUUCCACGAUGGUGUCUUGUUGUGAAGCUAGCUAGCUAUGCUAGCCAGUGUCAGUGGGCUAGCUAGUUAAUGUUAGCCAGUAACGGAAGCCAGUAGUGCCUCUUCAUAGCCAGCUAGUUAUCUAACCUACCGGUAGCUAGCUACACCACAUGACCAAAAGUAUGUGGACAUCUGCUCGUCGAACAUCUCAUUCCAAAAUCAUGGCCAUUAAUAUGGAGUUGGUCCCCCCUUUGCUGCUAUAACAGCCUCCACUCUUCUGGGAAGGUUUCCGCUAGAUGCUGGAACAUUGUUGCGGGCGCUUGCUUCCAUUCAGCCACGAGCAUUGGUGAGGUCGGGCACUGAUGUUGGGCGAUUAGGCCUGGCUCGCAGUCGGCGUUCCAAUUCUUCCCAAAGGUGUUUGAUGGGGUUGAGGGCAGGGCUCUGUGCAGGACAGUCAAGUUCUUCCACACCGAUCUCGACAAACCAUUUCUGUAUGGACCUCGCUGUAUGGCAUUGUCAUGCUGAAACAGUAAAGGGCCUUCCCCAAACUGUUGCCAUAAAGUUGGAAGCACAGAAUCGUCUAGAAUGUCAUUGUAUGCUGUAGUGUUAAGAUUUUCAUUCACUGGAACUAAGAGGCCUAGCCCAAACCAUUAUUCCUCCUCCACCAAACUUUACAGUUGGCACUAUGCAUUUGAGUAGGUAGCGUUCUCCUGGCAUCCGCCAAACCCAGAUUCGUCUGUCGGACUGCCAUAUGGUGAAGUGUGAUUCAUCGCUCCAGAGAACGCGUUUCCACUGCUCCACAGAGUCCAAUGGCGGUGAGCUUUACACCACUCUCGUGAUCUUAGGCUUGUGUGUGGCUGCUUGGCCAUGGAAACCCAUUUCAUGAAGCUCCCGACGAACAGUUCUUCUGAGUGUUGCAACCAAGGACAGAACAUUUUCACGCGCAAUGCACUUCAGCACUCGGCGGUCCCAUUCUGUGAGCUUGUGUGGCCUACCACUUCGCGGCUGAGCCGUUGUUGCUCCUAGAUGUUUCCACUUCACAAUAACAGCACUUACAGUUGACCGGGGCAGCUGUAGCAGGGCAGAAAUCUGACGAACUGACUUGUUAGAAAGGUGGCGUACUAUGACGGUAAGGCCAUUCUACUGCCAGUGUUUGUCUAUGGAGAUUGCAUGGCUGUGUGCUCGGUUUUAUUCACCGGUCAGCAACGGGUGUGGCUGAAAUAGCCGAAUCCAUUAAUUUGAAGGGGUGAACACAUACUUUUUUUUUGUGUGUGUGUAUAUAGUGUACAUAUAUUAGCCAUAUUAGCAGGCUACUAGUAGCUACCUGUGUCCCCUCCACUGAGCUUUAUAGUCCGCUACUGCAAAUUCCUCGCACACACGGGCUGUUCUUCUUUUGUAGGGUCUCUCACUGGCUGCUGUUGUCGGGACAGCCUAAAACCACGCCACAUCGAUACAGCUACGACCGAAAGAUACUUGCUAGCAGGCACAGGCAACUUCUCUUCCUUACCGAAACCCCGCCCUCAGUGUUUGACAAUCAACAGGUCGAUAACGCAAAUGAGGAAACCAAAUAGCAAAAUGAAGCGUUGCGAUUGAUUUAUCGAAUUUGAUUGAUAAUUAGAAUUUUGUCAAUUGAGAAUUAGUACUUUUGUCACAAUUCAUGCUAUCACAACAAGGAAAUGAAAUGGCAAAUGUUUUGUAAAGAUUUGCCAUUUAAGCAUUUUGAUUUUUAAAUGUCAGGGUUGUACUGGAUAGUACCAUGGAAAUAAAAUAUCAAACACACUUUGCUAGUUAUUUUUCAAAUUAGCAGACAUUAUGCAUUCCAAUCAAGAAAAUGAUAAUGCAAUAUAUAUUUGUGCAUUUCAAUUUGAAAUGCAUACCCAUUUAGGAAAAGGAAAUGCAAACAUGAUAUUGACUUAUAAUUUGACCAUUUGCAUUUCAAAUUGAGUUUCGGCAGCUAAAUGCUUCCAUAGUAUAUAAUAGCUAGCUAGCUAUAAGAGUAUGGGCUACCAUUAGGCUAGCCAACUAAUCUCAACUCCAUGAUUUACGAUUGACUUGAGCGGCCACUAUUGUGUGCGGACUGGAGCUUUGACGACACAUAAUUCAGUUUUUAACAAUUUCAAUUGUAAAUGCGGGCUAUUUUUUGGGUUCUGAAAUCCUUAAAUAUAUACACUGCUCAAAAAAAUAAAGGUAACACUUAAACAACACAAUUUAACUCCAAGUCAAUCACACUUCUGUGAAAUCAAACUGUCCACUUAGGAAGCAACACUGAUUGACAAUAAAUGUCACAUGCUGUUGUGCAAAUGGAAUAGACAACAGGUGGAAAUUAUAGGCAAUUAGCAAGACACCCCCAAUAAAGAAGUGGUUCUGCAGGUGGUGACCACAGACCACUUCUCAGUUCCUAUGCUUCCUGGCUGAUGUUUUGGUCACUUUUGAAUGCUGGCGGUGCUUUCACUCUAGUGGUAGCAUGAGAUGGAGUCUACAACCCACACAAGUGGCUCAGGUAGUGCAGCUCAUCCAGGAUGGCACAUCAAUGCGAGAUGUGGCAAGAAGGUUUGCUGUGUCUGUCAGCGUAGUGUCCAGAGCAUGGAGGCGCUACCAGGAGACAGGCUAGUACAUCAGGAGACGUGGAGAAGGCCGUAGGAGGGCAACAACCCAGCAGCAGGACCGCUACCUCCGCCUUUGUGCAAGGAGGAGCAGGAGGAGCACUGCCAGAGCCCUGCAAAAUGACCUCCAGCAGGCCACAAAUGUGCAUGUGUCUGCUCAAACGGUCAGAAACAGACUCCAUGAGGGUGGUAUGAGGGCCCGACAUCCACAGGUGGGGGUUGUGCUUACAGCCCAACACCGUGCAGGACGUUUGGCACCAAGAUUGGCAAAUUCGCCACUGGCGCCCUGUGCUCUUCACAGAUGAAAGCAGGUUCACACUGAGCACGUGACAGACGUGACAGUCUGGAGACGCCGUGGAGAACGUUCUGCUGCCUGCAACAUCCUCCAGCAUGACCGGUUUGGCGGUGGGUCAGUCAUGGUGUGGGGUGGCAUUUCUUUGGGGGGCCGCACAGCCCUCCAUGUGCUCGCCAGAGGUAGCCUGACUGCCAUUAGGUACCGAGAUGAGAUCCUCAGACCCCUUGUGAGACCAUAUGCUGGUGCGGUUGGCCCUGGGUUCCUCCUAAUGCAAGACAAUGCUAGACCUCAUGUGGCUGGAGUGUGUCAGCAGUUCCUGCAAGAGGAAGGCAUUGAUGCUAUGGACUGGCCCGCCCGUUCCCCAGACCUGAAUCCAAUUGAGCACAUCUGGGACAUCAUGUCUCACUCCAUGCACCAACGCCACGUUGCACCACAGACUGUCCAGGAGUUGGCGGAUGCUUUAGUCCAGGUCUGGGAGGAGAUCCCUCAGGAGACCAUCCGCCACCUCAUCAGGAGCAUGCACAGGCAUUGUAGGGAGGUCAUACAGGCACGUGGAGGCCACACACACUACUGAGCCUCAUUUUGACUUGUUUUAAGGACAUUACAUCAAAGUUGGAUCAGCCUGUAGUGUGGUUUUCCACUUUAAUUUUGAGGGUGACUCCAAAUCCAGACCUCCAUGGGUUGAUAAAUUUGAUUUCCAUUGAUAAUUUUGGUGUGAUUUUGUUGUCAGCACAUUCAACUAUGUAAAGAAAAAAGUAUUUAAUAAGAUUAUUUCAUUCAUUCAGAUCUAGGAUGUGUUAUUUUAGUGUUCCCUUUUUAGCAGUGUAUAUAUAACUUCAUUUUAUGUGACGUCGGCACUCCAGUCCGCAACACUCAAAUCAAUGGAGGUCAGAGAAAAAAGUGGUAAAAAAUCUGGAAAAUUAUAUUGCGUCAGCUAGGCUGAAUUCUGUGCCAGAAUUAAGGCUACUGGCUACCUGACAGGCUCACUUUCCCAUUGAACUCGUCAUCUUUCUUCUCGAAUCCGCAGGACAUAAAACAAUAUGGAGGUAAGAUGGAUAUCAAUUUUUAGACAUGACAUUUCCUAUUUUAGUAUACGCUUUUCAUAUUAAUUUUAAAUGUCCUGUUUUUUUGAAGAUUUAUAACAAAAACAAGCGUAUCUCUGUGAAAUGUCAACGGAGCACUGAGCGUAUACCAAGCUUUUUAUUUUCAAACCCUUUUACAUUUAAUUCAGCUCUUGUGAUAAUUCGGCAACCUGCGGAAACAACUUUGAAGACAUUUCAAAGACAACAUUUUUACACUGCACCUAAUCAAAAGCCCUCCCCCCGUAGAGGUAACCUCCCUGCAUGUGUUUGUGUUGUAGAUCAACAAGGGGGACUAUGAGGGUGAGGUGCAAAUCUUCGGGAGCAGCAAGGUGCAGCAGAAGGCCCGAGAGAUGAUCGAGGAGUUGGUGGCAGGAGACAAUGGCCCUUGGGGAUUCCGCAGAGGUAAAGCACACUUAAACCACUGUGAAAGGGAGAGAGCACUGAGUGGGGUACUGUAUACUGCAGAUUGGACGGCGGUACAUUCAUGCUGCGAACAGCCAGUUCCAUUUCAUCCCAAAGAUGCUCUAUGGGUUUGAGGUCUGGGAACUGCUCAGGCCACUCAAGUAAACUGAACUCGCUGUCAUGUUCCAGGCAAUGUUUUUUCCACUCCUCAAUUGUCCAUUGUUGGUGAUCGCGUGCCCACUGGAGCUGCUGCUUCUUGUUUUUAGCUGAUAGGAGUGGAACCCGGUGUGGUCGUUUGCUGCAAUAGCCCAUCCGUGAGAAAGAUUAACGAGUUGUGCGUUCUGAGAUGCCAUCCUGUACACCAUUGUUAUACUGCGCUGUUAUUUGACUGUUUGUGGCCCGCCUGUUGACUUCCACUAUUCUUUCCAUUCUCCGUCAACCUCUCUCAUCAACAAGCUGUUUUCACCCACAGGAUUGUCGCUGAUAUUUUUUGUUCGUCGCACCGUUCUCGGUAAACCCUAGACACUGUCGUGUGUGAAAAGCCCAGGAGCGCGGCAGUUUCUGAGAUACUGCUCCGGCGAGCCUGUUACCGACGAUCAUAGCACGCUCAGUCGUUUAGUUCACUCGUUUUGCCCAUUCUAAUGUUCAAUCAAACAGUAACUGGAUGCCUGUCUGCCUGCUUUAUAUAGCAAGCCAUAGCCAUGUAACUUACUGUCUGUAGGAGUGAUCCAUUUUCAUGAACAGGGUGGUGUACCGAAUAAACUGGCCAGUGAUUAUGUGUUCUUGAAGGACCUCUUCAACUAUAUAGCUUUAUGCAUUUACUUUGAUCUUGUCAUAAAUGCAACUUUUCAACCUCUUAUCUCCAGCACCAAACCAGUGUCUACAUACAUUACCGUUCAAAAGUUUGGGGUCACUUAGAAAUGUCCUUGUUUUCCAAAGAAAAGCAUUUUUUUGGUCCAUUAAAAUAACAUCAAAUUUAUCAGAAAUACAGUGUAGACAUUGUUAAUGCUGUAAAUGGCUAUUGUAGCUGAGCAAGAAACAGGCACCUCACUGGUCCUCAACUGGCAGCUUCAUUAAAUAGUACCGCAAAACACCAGUCUCAACGUCAACAGUGAAGAGGCGACUCCAGGAUGCUGACCUUCUAGGCAGAGAUGCAAAGAAAAAGCAAUAUCUCAGACUGCCCAUCUUAAUCUUUUAUUUUUAUUGGCCAGUCUGAGAUAUGGUUUUUUCUUUGCAACUAUGCCUAGAAGGUCAGCAUCCCAGAGUCGCCUCUUACAUUUUAGUCAUUUAGCAGACGCUCUUAUCCAGAGCGACUUACAGGAGCAAUUAGGGUUAAGUGCCUUGCUCAAGGGCACAUCGACAGAUUUUUCACCUAGUCGGCUCGGGGAUUAGAACCAGCGACCUCUCGGUUACUGGCACAACGCUCUUAACCACUAAGCUACCUGCCGCUCCAACUCUUCACGUUGAGACUGGUGUUUUGCGGGUACUAUUUAAUGAAGCUGCCAGUUGAGGACCUGUGAGGCGCCUGUUUCUCAAACUAGACACUAAUGUAUUUGUCCUCUUGCUCAGUUGUGCACCGGGGCCUCCCACUCCUCUUUCUAUUCUGGUUAGAGCCAGUUUGCGCUGUUCUGUGGAGGGAGUAGUACACAGCGAGAUCUUCAGUUUCUUGGCAAUUUCUCACAAGGAAUAGCCUUCAUUUCUCAGAACAAGUAUAGACUGACGAGUUUCAGAAGAAAGUUAUUUUUUUCUGCCCAUUUUGAGCCUGUAAUCGAACCCCACAAUUGCUAAUGCUCCAGAUACUCAACUAGUCUCAAGAAGGACAGUUUUAUUGCUGCUUUAAUCAGCAGAACAGUUUUCAGCUGUGCUAACAUAAUUGCAAAAGGGUUUUCUAAUAAUCAACUAGCCUUUUUAAAAUGAUAAACUUGGAUUAGCAAACACAACAUGCCAUUGGAACACAGGACUGAUGGUUGCUGAUAAUUGGCCUCUGUACGCCUAUCUAGAUAUUCCAUUAAAAAUCUGCUGUUUCCAGCUACAAUAACCAUUUACAACAUUAACAAUGUCUACACUGUAUUUCUCAUCAAUUUGAUGUUAUUUUAAUGGACCAAAAAAUUGCUUUUCUUUAGAAGAAAUACAUUUCUAAGUGACCCCAAACGUUUGAACCGUAGUGUAUGUGAAAACAGCGCAUCUCUAUGAUCUGUGGUAAAAAUAAAUACAUGUAAUAAUAUAUAUAUAUUUGUUUUUAUGUAAUGCCUUUUGUGAACUAACACUUGACUUUUUACGAGGGAAAUAAGGAUUUGACCCCUCUGCAAAACAUGACUUAGUACUUGGUGGCAAAACCCUUGUUGGCAAUCAGAGGUCAGACGUUUCUUGUAGUCAACCUUCAGCUCCCUCCACAGAUUUUCUAUGGGAUUAAGGUCUGGAGACUGGCUAGGCCACUCCAGGACCUUAAUGUGCUUCUUCUUGAGCCACUCCUUUGUUGCCUUGGCUGUGUGUUUUGGGUCAUUGUCAUGCUGGAAUACCUAUCCACGACCCAUUUUCAAUGCCCUGGCUGAGGGAAGGAGGUUCUCACCCAAGAUUUGACAGUACAUGGCCCCGUCCAUCGUCCCUUUGAUGCGGUGAAGUUGUACUGUCCCCUUAGCAGAAAAACACCCCCAAAGCAUAAUGUUUCCACCGCCAUGUUUGACGGUGGGGAUGGUGUUCUUGGGGUCAUAGGCAGCAUUCCUCCUCCAAACACAGCGAGUUGAAUUGAUGCCAAAGAGCUCAAUUUUGGUCUCAUCUGACCACAACACUUUCACCCAGUUCUCCUCUGAAUCAUUCAGAUGUUCAUUGGCAAACUUCAGACGGGCCUGUAUAUGUGCUUUCUUGAGCAGGGGGACCUUGCGGGCGCUGCAGGAUUUCAGUCCUUCACGGCGUAGUGUGUUACCAAUUGUUUUCUUGGUGACUAUGGUCCCAGCUGCCUUGAGAUCAUUGACAAGAUCCUCCCGUGUAGUUCUGGGCUGAUUCCUCACUGUUCUCAUGAUCAUUGCAACUCCACGAGGUGAGAUCUUGCAUGGAGCCCCAGGCCAAGGGAGAUUGACAGUUUUUUGUGUUUCUUCCAUUUGCGAAUAAUCGCACCAACUACUGUCACCUUCUCACCAAGCUGCUUGGCGAUGGUCUUGUAGCCCAUUCCAGCCUUGUGUAGGUCUACAAUCUUGUCCCUGACAUCCUUGGAGAGCUCUUUGGUCUUGGCCAUGGUGGAGAGUUUGGAAUCUGAUUGAUUGAUUGCUUCUGUGGACAAGUGUAUUUUAUACAGGUAACAAGCUGAGAUUAGGAGCACUCCCUUUAAGAGUAUGCUCCUAAUCUCAGCUCGUUACCUGUAUAAAAAACACCUGGGAGCCAGAAAUCUUUCUGAUUUAGAGGGGGUCAAAUACUUAUUUCCCUCAUUAAAAUGCAAAUCAAUUUAUAAAAUUUUUGACAUGCCUUUUUCUGGAUUUUUUUGUUAUUCUGUCUCACUGUUCAAAUAAACCUACCAUUAAAAUGAUAGACUGAUCAUUUCUUUGUCAGUGGGCAAACGUACAAAAUCAGCAGGGGAUCAAAUACUUUUUUCCCUCACUGUAUGUGUUUCGGUAAAAAUGACAUUUUUGUUUUAUUCUAUAAACUACUGACAACAUUUCUCCCAAAAUUCCAAAUAAAAAUAUUUUCAUUUAGAGCAUUUAUUUGCAGAAAAUGACAACUGGUCAAAAUAACAAAAAAGAUGCAGUGUUGUCAGACCUCGAUUAAUGCAAAGAUUUUUAAACAACACAAUACUAAUGUUUUAACUUAGGAAGAGUUCAGAAAUCAAUAUUUGGUGGAAUAACCCUGAUUUUCAAUCACAGAUUUCAUGCGGCUUGGCAUGCUCUCCACCAGUCUCUCACAUUGAUGUUGGGUGACUUUAUGCCACUCCUGGCGCAAAACUUCAAGCAGCUCUGCUUUUUUUGAUGGCUUGUGACCAUCCAUCUUCCUCUUGAUCACAUUCCAGUAGUUUUCAAUGGAGUUCAGGUCUGGAGAUUGGGCUGGCCCUGACAGGGUCUUGAUCUGGUGGUCCUCCAUUCACACCUUGAUUGACCUGGCUGUGUGGCAUGGCGCAUUGUCCUGCUGGAAAAACCAAUCCUCAGAGUUGGGGAACAAUGUCAGAGCAAAAGGAAGCAAGUUUUCUUCCAGGACAACCUUGUACGUGGCUUGAUUCAUGUGUCCUUCACAAAGACAAAUCUUCCCGAUUCCAGCCUUGCUGAAGCACCCCCAGAUCAUCACCGAUCCUCCACCAAAUUUCACAGUGGGUGCGAGACACUGUGGCUUGUAGGCCUCUCCAGGUCUCCGUCUAACCAUUAGACGACUAGGUGUUGGGCAAAGCUGAAAAUUGGACUCAUCAGAGAAGAUGACCUUACGCCAGUCCUCUACGGUCCAAUCCUUAUGGUUUUUCACAAACCUCAGCCUGGCUCCCCUAGGAGCCUGUUUCGAACCGUCCUCGCCGUGCACUUCACCCCAGCUGCCGUUAGCCAUUAUUUUUGUAGGUCACUUGAUGUCAUCCUACUGUUGUUGAGUGACAUUCUAAUGAGUUUGCAGUCAUCCCGGUCAGUAGAGUCGUUUUUUCGCCCUCUGCUGGUCUGUAGCUUUGUUGUCCCCAAUGUCUCCUGCUUGACCUUGUUCUUAUGAACUGCCGUCUUUGAAAUUUUAAGGAUGGAAGCAACCUGAUGCUCACUGUAUCCCUCUGCCAGUAAAGCCAGAAUUGAACCCUUUUCCUCACUCAACUUUCCUUUUCAACUCUUUUGGCAUGGUCAAUAGUUAUUUUUCGAUAAAUAUUACAUUUGAGGUACUAAUAGCACUAUUUUUGCCAUCCAGCUGGUCCCAUUGCAAGAGGAUAGUGAUGACCACAGCAGUGGUUUUUAUACUUUUCCUCAUUAAAUAAGACUUGGUUCAGGUGAUCACCUAAUCAGUACCUAAUUCAGUAGAAUGAGCUGUGCCUGUGUUGGAAUUCAACAGACACGGGAAUGGAAUGGCUGUCAUACAUGUAGAGAUGCUGAUUUAAGAAAAAGUUGCAGUGGUCUCUUAAUUCUUUCCACAGCUGUAUGUAGACACUGGUAUUUUGCUGGAGAUAAUGAAAAUGAGGUUUAAAAAUUGUGGAAUUGCCCUGUCACGUUUUUAAUUUCACCAACAUCAAAUUAUUUGCUGUAUCAAGUCGGUGUUCUUACAGUAUAGAGUUCUCUGAAGCUUUUCAUUGUCUGCUUUCCAUGAAGGCUUUCCCUGCUAUAACGGGCCUCCUAAAUUGUCCGGUGGACUCAUCUGGUGAACGAGACUACUAGUUCAUCACACACAGAGUUUCUCUUUGUAUAUUGCAUUCUCUCUCAGGACCUGGGCGAGAUGGUGGAUUUGGGGGUAGAGGUGGAGGAUUUGGGGGUGGGGGGUCUGGUGGCGGAGGCAGGAGCGGCUCCAUCUGGUCAGCUGCAGCCCUGCAGGCGUCUGUGGAUGAAAGUCCUCCACAGGCCAUCGACUGGGUCUCCAUGAGGGAGAACCGGCACAAAUACGAGGAGAUGAAGUGGCAGGGUGAGUGGGGGAAACGCAUACACACCACACACCGGGACUGCGUCACUGUUGACUAACUGACAACUGUUCCUACACUUGAUUCUCCUGUCAUCUUACAUGACAGUAUUCUGAUUUGAUAGAGUUCUUAGUGGCUGAAUAGAACAUUUUGAUUUGGGACCGCUGCAGAUCUCCCACCUCUGAAGAAGGAUUUCUACUUUGAGUCAGAGAUUGUAGCCAGUCGGUGUGAAGAGGAAGUGAGGGCAUGGAGGUAAGUUGGGGACGAGGGCUUCAUUUUUUGUCUCAAUUGGAGGUAUAUUUCUUGUCCAGCAGAGGAUGCUGUUUAUCUAUCCACUUUCUGAGUUUCUUCUGCUCAGUAAAAUAUUAUCAACUCAUAACUCUUCUCAGGAGACUCUGUGGUUCCAUACCAUCCAACAUGAAACCAAAGUAACUAUAUUCCUGACUAAUUCCACCCUCUCUUCCCGUAGGAAAGCGAAUAACGAUAUCUUUGUGGACGACCUAAAGGAGGGAGAAGGGGAGAAACGUCCCUUUCCCAACCCUGUGGCCACGUUCAACGAAGCCUUCUUGCACUAUCCUGGGAUCAUGGAGAAUAUUGUCAGAGUCGGCUUCGCCAAGCCAACUCCUAUCCAGGUGCUUAUUCAGUCAGAGUCCAACACCCCUUCCAAAAUCUUGCUGUUUGUGUACAACUUUUGACCAUCUCUGAGCAAAGGCUUGAGUGAUUUUUCACAGACCAAUUAGAUGAGCAAUACACUCCAAAUUUAACUGAGCGGUAAUAGUGCACUCACUCCAUGCCCUUGAAGUUGGAGCAUGAUGGGGGCGGCGGCGCGGGGCGGUACUACUAAGCUAGCAUAUGGAAUUGUUUUAAGAUGGUCAUACCAUGCAUAAUUUAGCCAUUUUAUUUUGAAUUUUAGGACCCCUUUAGUUAUCAAAUAAAUAUUUAGUUUCAAAAUAUUGAAUUUGACCUUUACUACUAUAGCCCAUAAACGCAUUGAAUAACACAUUCAUAAAUGGCAAAAAAAGACAGUCAAUUACAUAGGAAUAAGGGUUUGAAGUGUCUGUCCUAUAUCUAGGAGAUAUAAGAAAUAUUUUAGUUUUUUUUAAACAUAUUUAACCCCAUAUUGUUGUUGGCACAAAACUACCUCCAUACUUUCAUUCAUUUGUAUUGGUUACCUUCAGACGAGUCCCGUGGGGGUCAUAGAGAGAAACUGAACACCAUCGUGUUUGUGAGAGUAUAGUCUUUCCAUAGAGCGGUCAUGUUAGUUGGUAGGCCAAAUCGUUCUCGUGAGAAGACAGAUUUUCUGGAUGUCUCCUGUUCUGACAAACAGCGCUGUAGCUUUACCACUUUCCACCGCAGAUGUGGAAGGGGGACAUAGGUGGCCGCAGUGGAUAGAGACUCGGCCCAUGCAAAGAAAACACAUCUCUAGUUUAAAGUGAUGGGUUUUGAUGGGGAUUUUUUAUGUUCAUUAAAAAGGAUUAAGAUUGUUAGGGGAGGAACUCUCAUACAUAUUAACAACAUCUAACAGAACACCUGAAAAGAAGGAGAGAUUAACUGAAGAGUUGCUAUGCAAAAUAAGGUUUGCUUGUUUGUAUCAUUUAUUGGGUAAGUUAGGUAAAUGUAUCUGUUGCUCAGGGGAAUAACCGUGGUGUUGUCAAAUAUUUUGGAAAGACCCUCAUAACUGCAACCUUGAGGGCAGAUGUGUAUCUAAAAAAAAUGUAAUGGGUACAUUACAGUUGAUAAUUUCCCUCAAAAUAUACGAAUGAAAAGCACAACGGAUGAAGAUUUAGAAAAUAAUACUUCCUCUAAACGUUUUUACUUGUUCACUUUCCUUCACUGAUUUAAUUAAAAGGAAAUGGCUGGUAUAAGAAAGAUGUUGGAAACACUCUCCCAUUCCUCCACCAAUCCAAUGCUUUUGUGGGAUGUAGUGAACGAGUACACAAUUCAGUAGAAAUGUUGGCGCUGGCAAAAAUGGCAUUUCGCUAUGACAUUGAAAUGUGAAAUAUGUUAUUGGGAAACGCCCUUUGAAGCUCACUGAACGACAUUUCUUCAGAAGUCUCUGCCUGUAAUUUGCUGACUCAUACCUUACUGUUGUCUCUGGUUAUAUCCAGUAUGCAUACAAUUUCUGUAUGCAUGCACCCAGUUUCUGUUACGCCUCGGUUGUCAUUGACAUGGUCUUUUGUUGUGAGAUACAAGAUUUAGUUUUCGCUAACAGUUAACCCACUACUGUGAUGCCAUAGUUGGUACUUAGUACUGUACACAGUUGCACUAUAACUCCCAUGUUGUCAUUGUCAUUCCCAUGCUGAUGACAGUCUCAAGCCUGGCCCAUGUUGCUGAAAGGAGAUGACCUGAUUGCGAUCGCCCAGACAGGCACAGGGAAGACACUGGCCUACCUCCUACCUGGCUUUAUUCACAUGGAUGGCCAGCCUGUGUGAGUUUACCACCAUACUGGUAUUACUUCCAGCCAUGCGUCUUUCACACAAUUGCUCAAUCCAAGAUUGACCCCAAUCCCUAAUGCUCUUCUGUAGUUCAGAAAUAAUGGGAUAGGCAUUUGACGUAUUUUUUACUUUUGUGGGUGUAUGGUUUACCUACCAACAGAAAAGUGGGUAAGCGGGACGGCCCUGGUAUGCUGGUUCUCACUCCCACUAGAGAGCUGGCUCUGCAGAUUGAGUCAGAGUGCAACAAGUACAGCUACAAGGGCUUCAAAUGGUACCAUACGUGCUCCUAACACACUGUAUAGAAUUAUCAUACUAGGGCUUCAUCAAGCACCACAUCUAUUCUACUGUACUAACACCAUAAUACACACUAGCUUGAGGUACCAUACCUAUAUUACUAACACUACAUAUGAAACCACAAGGGCUUCAAGAGAUCACAUCUAUACUAUGACCUACAGGGGAGAUGUCUGCAUGUGGAGCCUCCUCUGUGUUGUGUCUUUGUGUAGUGUGUGUGUCUACGGAGGUGGAGACCGCAGGGCCCAGAUCAAAGCAAUCUCAGUUGGAGUAGACAUUGUGAUCGCUACGCCUGGCCGGCUUAACGACCUGCAGAAGAACGAGCUGAUCAACCUGCGUUCCAUCACCUACCUGGUGUGUGUGUGUGUGUGUGUGUGUGUGGCAGUGGUGAGAGAGUGUGUGUGUGUGUGUGCGCGCGACUGUAUUUGUGCAUGGCUGUAUUUGUGCAUGGCUGUGUAUGCUGCUGGUAGCGUGUGAGCAUGUGUGUAACUGGGGGUUUCUGUGUUAGGUGCUGGAUGAGGCAGACCGGAUGCUUGACAUGGGCUUUGAGCCUCAAAUCAUGAAGAUUCUUUUGGACGUCCGUCCGGACAGACAGACUAUGAUGACCAGGUAAAGGGACCCCAAGAUGGGAGAGCACCCCAUUACUUCAGACACACUACAACUCUGUAUCAACGUUCAGUUCCACAGUGUAUAGAGCUCAUCUGUUUUGUAAGAGUUACAAUGCCUACCAUUCCUUUGUUGAUCUCUGCACAUCUUGAUGUCUUGUCUCUUCUCCGGUUGGCUAAUUCAGUGCCACCUGGCCCACGGGAGUGAGGCGAUUGGCCAAGACGUACCUGAAGAACCCCAUGAUGGUGUACGUGGGAACUCUGGACCUGGCUGUGAGUGGAGCUAAUGCUCCUGCUGCUCAUUGCAAAUAAACAUUAAUUCAAAUAAAUAAGAAAUGAAUGGGAUGUGUUAAGACCUAGGUAAGGGUUCAAUCCGAUCACGAGUUAUAUGCAUUGUGGCUUUUAAAGGCAAUUUCCGAUUGCCGUGUUUACCGUGAAUGGGAUCUCUGCGAACGCGGGAACAUUGCCUUUUUAAAGCCGCAAUGCCUAUAACCCGCGAUUGGAUUGAUUGCAGGCCCUAGCUUAUUAACAGCACUAGUGUUUGCUAGAUGUUUGUCCCUGCCCAACCUAAUAAUCUGUAGAUCUCUCUUCUCUCUCUACUCUCUCAGGCUGUGAACACAGUACAGCAGACUGUUCUCUUUUGUCAGGACGAGGAGAAGAAGGCCUAUCUCUUUAACUUCGUCCACAACAUGGAGCCUGAGGACAAAGUGCUCAUCUUCGUAGGCAAGAAGAUAAUGUGAGUGUUGCCCUGCACUCAUCUGUUCUCUCCUUGUUAUAUGUCCCAUGUCAGACACACAGUAUGAUGGUCAGCAAGACAUUGAGGAAACUAGAGAUAAUCCUUAGCCCGAUUCGAGAGGCACUUCAUGUAUAUUUGACAGAAUUUCAUGGGUAUAAGAUUGGUGUAAGGCAGGGCUCAGAUCUGGCCUUUUUAUCAAUUUAGACUAGCCCCUUGAUCAGUUUUUAACAUUAAUUUUAAAAAAUCUAUAAAGAAAUCCCCAGCAAAAAUCUGAUGUUUAGUGCCAAAAUGACAAGUGGGGUUUCUAGCACAAUAUUGCCAUUUUGCCUCUGAAUUUGGCUCCAGCGUUUGAACAGUUUGGGCUAUAAACUAUUAUGACCCAAUUCCUGAAAGCUAAGACUCAGGAACAUGAUGAGCCUUCUGUUUCCCUCUGAUGUUCACAAGCUGUACAGGACAGAAGGGAGUGUGGGGAAAAAACACCUAAUUACUAGGGAAAAGGAAUUCAAAGCAUAUUUCCUUCAGACUGAAAUGUGGAAUUAGGCUACCCAAUUGCGAUAUCUUUGUUAUUUAUAACUUUUAUUGAGUUAUGGCAUUAAGGACAGAUGAAAACAUUUUCUUAAAUAUUUUGUACACAUUUGUUCCUUAACAGAGUCAAAUAGCCUCCUAGUCCAUGUUAUCACUAUCUGUGUGUGUUUGGGCAGUAAAGAGAACACUUUGUUUUCAAAGGAUUUUGAAAUGACCUAAUUACUUUUAGCAACAUUUAAGUGCUUUAUAUGGUGUGUGUGCGUUGUUUGAUACAGUUCUUCAGAAGAAGAAUCGCAUGUCAAAUGUCCGGCACCCCUGCAAUUAACUUUAAAAAAAUAAAAUAAGAAUUAAGUUGAAUAGCCUUGGUGUAAAGGAUAUUGUAGUAGCUCCACCUUGCUUCAGCUAGGUUAAGUGGACUUUUCACAAGGGCAAAAAGGGGUAAAAAUUCUACCCAUCGCAGAUGUCCAAGUCAGCAAAACAACAUGAUGGGUGAACCAAGGAAAGGAAAUGACCAAAACUGGGGAGAGAUUGGCAAGUCAUCUCAUUUUAGCAGUUAUUGUAUCUGAUUCUGGCACUCAUUAUAUGGUCUUUUAUCAAUUAUCAAUUAUAUUCCUGCGUCCUCGCUCCUCCGUCCUGUCUCGCUUCCUUUUGAAAAAGGUUAAAGUUAAUCGAGGAGAGUGAACGUGGAUGGAAAUGCACUUGCUUGAAAUGAGAUGUUCCUUCUCCACUUGUGCAUUAGGCAAAUGACGUUUUACAGGGGUGGAUCCCAAAAUAUAUGUGUAAAGUGAUCAAAACAAUUUCAGUUAGUUGUGCAAGACAUUUUAUAGAUGAAACAAUAAGUCUAAUAUUGUUUUUAAACGUGUGCAUGUUUUUCUCCUCUGACAAAACAAAAGCUAAUUCAAAGGGGAUGUGGCAGAUUUCAAAACUCUGGUAGGAUACACAUGAGUAUCCUCGAUGAAAGGUGGCUAUUGAGGAGGGGAAGACACUCUUUAGUUUGCCUACUAAUGAAUUGACACAGUCCUCGGCCACUUAUCGGUUUCUGGGCCACUGAGGAUGGUCUUUUGCCCAAACGAGAGAACCUGUAUGACAAAAAAAAUGGCCACUCAACUGUCUAUGCUGCUGCCCACACUUGUUUGGUUUAGACAGUGGUGUUUCCCAACCUAGCCCUCCAGGCUUUUUCUUACAGACUGAGCACUGUUCUGAGGUGUGGCUUUUAGAUGCGCUUCCAGGAAAACUAAACUUAGGCUAUAUUUAAUUCUACCACCGCCCCUCCCAGUGCCAGGGCAAUGCAAAUAGUCUGGGUAGCCAUUUGAUUAGAUGUUCAGGAGUCUGAUGGCUUGGGGGUAGAAGCUGUUUAGAAGCCUCUUGGACCUAGACUUGGCGCUCCGUAACCGCUUGCCGUGCGGUAACAGAGAGAACAAUCUGACUAGGGUGGCUGGAGUCUUUGACAAUUUUUAGGGCCUUCCUCUGACACCGCCUGGUAUAGAGGUCCUGGAUGGCAGGAAGCUUGGCCCCAGUGAUGUACUGGGCCGUACGCAUUACCCUCUGUAGUGCCUUGCGGUCGGAGGCCGAGCAGUUGCAUACCAGGUAGUGAUGCAACCAGUCAGGAUGCUCUCAAUGGUGCAGCUGUAUAAUCUUUUCAGUCUCCUUAGGGGGAAUAGGUUUUUUCAUGCCCUCUUCACGAGUGUCUUGGUGUGUUUGGACCAUGUUAGCUUGUUGGUGAUGUGGACACCAAGGAACUUGACGCUCUCAACCUGCUCCGCUACAGCCCUGUCGAUGAGAAUUGGGGCUUGCUCGGUCCUCUUCGUUUUCCUGUAGUCCACAAUCAUCUCCUUUGUCUUGAUCACGUAGAGGGAGAGGUUGUUGUCCUGGCACCACACGGCCAGGUCUCUGACCUCCUCACUAUAGGCUGUAUCGUCGUUGUUGUUGAUCAGGCCUACCACUGUUGUCAUCGGCAUACUUAAUUAUGGUGUUGGAGUCGUGCCUGGCCAUGCAGUCAUGAGUGAACAGGGAGUACAGGAGGGGACUGAGCACGCACCCCUGAGGGGCCCCCGUGUUGAGGAUCAGCGUGGCGGAUGUGUUGUUACCUACCCUUACCACCUGGGGGCGGCCCGUCAGGAAGUCCAGGAUUUGAGGGCACUAUGGUGUUGAACGCUGAGCUGUAGUCAAUGAAUAGCAUUCUCACUUAGGUGUUCCUUUUGUCCAGGUGUGAAAGGGCAGUGUGGAGCGCAAUAGAGAUUGCAUCAUCUGUGGAUCUGUUGGGGCGGUAUGCAAAGUUUUCUAUUGCUUGACCCCAUCAACAACAAUUUGUUGAGACCAGCUCAUGGGCUGGUGCCACAAGGGAUAACAGUUAAUCUGGAGCCCUGCUGUAAGGGGUGUGUCGGCACUAUAAAGAAUCUGUGCAUCUGCAGCCUCUUACAACACCCUGCCUUCAAGGAUUUAUAAAGGUUUAAUCAAUCACCAAAUACUAGAAGAUUUUCUGAUUUCUUACCAAAAGGUGUGACGACCUGUCCAGUGACAUGUGUCUGCGUGGCCUGGCAGUACAGAGUCUUCAUGGGGACCGGGAACAGUGUGACCGCGAGGAGGCUCUCAAGGACUUCAAAGAAAGUAGGUUGAUAGUUGGUUGUAGGUCCCUAGCCACUGAUCUGAGGUCAGUGGUCCUCUGUAGCUCAGUUGAUGGAGCAUGGCUCUUACAACGCCAGGAUAGUGGGUUCGAUUACCGGGACCACCCAGACGUAAAAAAUUUAUACACGCGACUGUAAGUCGCUUUGGAUAGAACCGUCUGCUAAAUGGCAUAUAUAUUUAAAGCUGGGGUGGCCAACCCCCCUCCUGGGGAGCUACUGGGGUUGCAGGCUUUCGUUGUGUGUGUGCUUCCUAAACAACAGGUGUAGACUAACAGUGAUAUGCUUACUUAUGGGCCCUUCCCAACAAUGCAGAGAGAAGUGGAAAAAGAAUAUACUGAACAAAAAUAUAAACGCAACAUGUGAAGUGUUGGUCCCAUGUUUCAUGAGCUGAAAUAAAAUAUCCCAGAAAUGUUUCAUACCACAAAAAGCUUAUUUCUCUCCAAUUUUGUGCACAAAUUUGUUUACGUCCCUGUUAGUGAGCAUUUCUCCUUUGCCAAGGUAAUCCAUCCACCUGACAGGUGUGGCAUAUCAAGAAGCUGAUUAAACAGCAUGAUCAUUACGCAGGUGAACCUAGUGCUGGGGACAAUAAAAGGCCACUCUAAAAUGUGCAGUUUUGUCACACAACACAAUGCCACAGAUGUCUCAAGUUGAGGGAGUGUGCAAUUGGCAUGCUGACUACAGGAAAGUCCACCACAGCUGUUGCCAGAGAAUGUCAUGUUCAUUUCUCUAACAUAAGUCGGCUCCAACGUCGUUUUAGAAAAUGUUGCAGUACGUCCAACCGGCCUCACAACCGCAGACCACGUGUAACCACGCCAGCCCAGGACCUCCAUAUCCGGCUUCUUCACCUGCAGGAUCGUCUGAGACCAGCCACCUGGACAGCUGAUGAAACAGGAGUAUUUCUGUCUGUAAUAAGCCCUUUUGUGGAGAAAAACUCAUUCUGAUUGGCUGGGCCUGGCUACCCAGUGGCUGGGCCUGGCUACCCAGUGGCUGGGCCUGGCUACCCAGUGGCUGGGCCUGGCUCCACAGUGGGUGGGCCUAUGCCCUCCCAGGCCCACCCAUGGCUGCGCCCUUGCCCAGUCAUGUGAAAUCCAUAGAUUAGGGCCUAAUGAAUUUAUUUCAAUUGACUGAUUUCCUUAUAUGAACUGUAACUCAGUAAAAUCAAUGAAAUUGUUGCAUGUUGCGUUUUAUAUUUUUGUUCAGUAUAGAAAGAUUAUAACACAAGGAAUAAAUAGACAAUGAGUACAUGGCUUACCAGUACCAUGUCGAUGUGCAGGGGUACAUGCGGCCAAUGUCUAUAUGGAGAUUGCAUGGCUGUGUGCUCGAUUUUAUACACCUGUCAGCAACCGGUGUGACUGAAAUAGCCGAAUCCACUAAUUUGAAGGGGUGUCCACAUACUUUUGGCCAUGUACUGAAUGUAGGUGUGUGUUGCCACAGGUGUUGUCCGUAUCCUAGUGGCCACUGACCUGGCCUCCCGAGGGCUGGACGUCACAGACAUUACACACGUAUUCAACUUUGACUUCCCAAUGAACAUUGAAGAGUAUGUGCAUCGCGUGGGCCGCACGGGCCGAGCAGGGUGAGUGUGUGUCCUUUCUCUAACUGAGCUGUUUCAAGAGAUAUCAUCAUGUUUCAGCAAUAUUUUUUCUGAUGUGUUAUUGUUGACAGUUUUAACGUUUUUUUCCUCUCCUCUUUAUAAUUGCUAGACGCUCUGGGGCCUCUAUCACCUUGGUAACGAGAGGAGACUGGAGGAAGGCUGCUGACCUGAUCCACAUCCUGGAGAGGGCUGGACAGGUACUCGUCUCGCUCUCUCACACACACAUACACAGACAGUCAUUCACAUUGUCUAACAAAUGAGACAUAUUUGGAUUGAGCCUGAACCCCUGUGUAGGAGGUACCUGAUGAGCUGGUGCUCAUGGCAGAGCGAUACGAGAAGCACAAGCGAGAGAAGGAGAUGUGCGGCCCUGGAGGAGGAGGAGGGGGAAGAGGGGGAGGAGGCGGUGGGGGAAGAGGAAUAAGAGACAGAGGAGAGUCUAACUGGAGGUUCUAA
This is a messenger RNA of Coregonus sp. 'balchen', 19526 nucleotides long. The record is from the annotation of a GenBank genome assembly. Lineage: Eukaryota; Metazoa; Chordata; Actinopteri; Salmoniformes; Salmonidae.